Molecule: messenger RNA, 7482 nt
Organism: Penicillium manginii
Lineage: Eukaryota; Fungi; Ascomycota; Eurotiomycetes; Eurotiales; Aspergillaceae
Product: type I polyketide synthase
Exons: 10
Coding region: 1-7482 (2493 amino acids)
Biological process (GO): secondary metabolite biosynthetic process; fatty acid biosynthetic process
Molecular function (GO): oxidoreductase activity; fatty acid synthase activity; phosphopantetheine binding
Source: RefSeq, a predicted model, not a curated record
AUGGACUCCCAAUAUCUCUUCCAUGACGCCAAUCUGCUCGAGCCCAUCGCUAUCGUGGGCCUAUCCCUCCAAUUUCCGGGCGGUGUCAGCAGGAUAGACAGCCUUUGGGAGAUGAUCCAACAGGCUCGCUGUGUCUCCAAAGAGUUCCCCGCUGACCGUAUUAAUGCCAAUGGCGCUUACUGGCCUCAGGCUCCAAUCAGAGGAGGUCAUUUCAUCACAGACGACAUAACCGCCUUCGAUGCUCCUUUCUUCUCCUUGUCGGAGGUCGAAGCUGCCUCCAUCGACCCACAGCAGAGGCUGUUGCUGGAGAUGAGCUAUAUUGCGUUUGAAAACGCCGGCAUUCCCAUCUCUCAUGUCGAACAUUCCAACACUUCCGUCUAUAUUGGAUGCUUCACAGACGAUUACAGAACCCUUUACAAAAAAGACCUACGCGAGAGCGCCCCCUACGCAGCUACUGGUAUCACCACUACCCUCAACGCCAACCGCAUUAGCUGGUUCUAUAACCUCACCGGCCCCAGCAUCAAUAUAGACACGGCCUGCUCAAGUAGCCUGGUGGCGCUGCACCUCGCCUGUCAAGGAUUGCAGAGUGGCGAGGCACAAAUGAGUCUGGUCGGCGGCGCCAAUCUCCUUCUGGCCCCUGAUUUAUUCCACAUCUUGUCUGAUAUGAAUAUGCUCUCGCCAGAGAGCCGAUGCCACAGCUUUGACGCGCGCGCGAAUGGCUACGGCCGUGGCGAGGGAAUUGCAGUAUUAGUGCUCAAGCGCCUGGACCGUGCCAUCCAUGAUGGAGACACCAUCCGAGCUCUCAUCCGGUCGACUGCCUGCAACCAGAAUGGGCACACACCUUCUAUCACUCAACCCAGCCCCUCUGCCCAGGCUUCGCUGGUUGAUAAGUGUUAUGCUCAAGCUGGCCUGGACAAACGGCGCACGGCGUAUGUAGAGGCUCAUGGUACCGGCACGCCUGUGGGAGACCCCGCUGAGGCUGAGGCGCUGGGGCGAAGUUUCAGGGACUCCCGGCUACCGGGGGAGAAGCUCUAUGUUGGCUCGCUCAAAGCCAAUAUUGGGCAUUUGGAGGGAGCUAGCGGGAUUGCGAGUGUCAUUAAGGCGAUUGCGGUAUUGGAGAGUGGGGUUAUUCCUCCGAUUGCUGGACUCCAUGUUUUGAAUCCGAUGAUUGACGAGGACAAACUGGGAUUACAGUUUCCGCGACACGCCGAACGGUGGCCAAAGGAGGGCUUACGCCGCAUUUCUGUCAACUCCUUCGGCUUCGGCGGGUCAAAUGCCCAUGCCAUCCUGGACGACGCUUAUCACUUUCUCCGGGAACAUGAGGUAGACGGGAUCGCGCACUCGCCACAUAGGCAAACGACAGGAAAGCAAGUGACUCUCUUAGAUGGCCUUUUGCCGGUUCUUGUCAUGAAAAACAAAGAAAACAUAAGCGAGCACAGCGGAGUGGGCCUUAAAUGUAUGUUACUCCCCCUAUCGUCAAGAGACGAGGCUGGUGUUCAUCGAGUCAUCGAAGCCUAUGGUGAGUAUUUUGCGAGCCUCGCACCUGAAAGCACCACGCCGGACUUCCUCGACGCAUUAUCAUAUACUCUCAUUGAACGUCGUAGCUGGCUGUCGUGGCGAACAUUUGCAGUGGUCACCCAAAGCGCACAACUAGAGAACUUUGCCUCGCUGAUGCCCCCACCUCGCCAGUCCCUAGCUAAUCCAGAAAUCGUAUUCGUGUUCACGGGGCAAGGUGCCCAGUGGCCGCAGAUGGGCAAGGAGCUGCAGCAUUAUGCAGUUUUUCGCUGCCAUCUCGAAGAGUCAGAGAGCUACCUGCGGUCCAUUGGCUGCGAGUGGCUGCUCGUCGAGGAGCUUCUGAGACCAGAUACAACGAGCCGCAUUCAUGAGCCGCAGAUCAGUCAAGUACUCUGCGCAGUGGUCCAAAUGGCGCUAGUCGACCUGCUCACCCAUUUCAAGAUCCGGCCCAGUAUCGUGAUUGGCCACUCAUCUGGAGAAAUUGCAGCUGCCACGGGCCAGCAGACUCUCAGCAUUGCCUGUUACAACAGUCCGUCCAGCGUCACUAUUUCCGGCAACGUGACAGAAAUAGAAACCAUGAAAAAAGAACUAGACCGCAAAGAAAUCUUCGCCCGUAAGCUACAGACGGGCGUUGCCUAUCAUUCAGCGCAGAUGGAACAUAUUUCUGACGCCUACGCUGGUUCUAUUGACACAAUUGAGCCAGGGGUAACUGCGCUCACAGGGCCAAGUAUGAUAUCGACCCUGUUAAGCAGCCCUGUUUCUCCAGAGACUUUGCAACAGGCAGCCUAUUGGGUAAACAACCUACUAUCGCCGGUGCGCUUCGCGCAGGCCUUCCAAAGACUCUGUAUUGGCGGAGUGCAGAAGAGCAUUGAUGGAAUCCAUUUUCCCGUCAGGAAUAUUGACAUUUGUCUCGAGAUUGGUCCUCAUCAUGCCCUCCGCGGACCAAUCCGAGACAUUCUAGUCGCACAGGAGAAAAAUAUGACUUACUUAUCCACAUUGCAGCGGGGAUACUCUGGAAUAAAUAGUCUGCUGCAAGCCACCGGUGAACUCUGGUGUCUGGGACAGUCUCCAGACAUGAUGCUGGUGAACAAUGAGGGCAUGGAGGCAAAAAAAAACAAUAUGGUCUCAUUGACUAAUUUGCCAGCGUACCCGUGGAACCAUACACACAGCUACUUCCACGAAAGUACGGUCAGCAAGAACCACCGUCUACGUUCAGGGCCUCGGUCCCCUCUCCUAGGUGAAUCAGCCGCAGACUGGAACUGUCUCGAGGCGCGUUGGAGGAACAUCAUCAAGAUCUCGGAGCAUCUGUGGGUCGAGGACCAUCGAAUAAACGGCGCUAUUAUUUUUCCAGCCGCGGGGAUGGUGGCUAUGGCGGUUGAGGCCAUCAAGCAGGUCUCCCAGGCGACGCGGCCAAUCAUAGCCUACGAGCUACGCAACAUCAAUCUGAGCGCAGCCUUGAUCAUUCCAGACCAGGAGUCCGGCAUCCAAACUCAAUUCUUCCUUCGGCGGACCCAAAGCAAUUGGUCUGGCUUCCGCCUUUGUGCGCUUGUAAAAGGAGGAUGGGAGGAAAUCUGCCAUGGAAAGAUCCGGAUCUACUAUGAAUCUCCGGCCGAUGACUCUGGUGUUGGGGCAGCGAAAGCAACACAGAAUCAUCUUCAGGAUAUUCAUAAGAUAUACACCAGCAUGCACUAUGACGAGGGAGCAAAUGUGAACCUGCCCAUCUUCUAUAAGGAGCUGCGAGAAUACGGACUUGAGUUCGGACCCGCAUUUCAAACACUCCAGACGGCACGAGUGAUAGGCAACAAAUCAGCUGCCCAAAUUAAGGUGUACAAUGGUGCCCCUGACGAGUGGGACUAUGUCGUUCAUCCAUGUACGCUGGAUGCUCUCUUUCACAUGCCUAUGCUUUCCCUCGUCUGUGAUAACGCGCACCGAAAGUCUACGGCUAUUCCGUCAAAGGUUCACCGCGUGUGGCUGGCGGCGAAGGGGUGGAAACCUCCCAGCACGAAAGAGGCUAUCCAUGCAACCUCAAUAGUAGUAUCUAAAGCUCGUCGCGAGGCUGAAGUUCAGUCAAGUGCUCUAACUUCGGAUGGGUCUAUGCUACUAGCAGAGCUGGAGGGUAUCCGCUUGACUGUGAUCAAUGAUAUGUCGACAACCAAAAACCAGGAAGAGUCGAUCCAAAAUACCCAUGCAUGGAAACUUUUAUGGCUACCAGAUAUCGACUUAAUGAGCAAGCCGGAGAUAAAUCAGUGGUGCACUCCUGUAUUACAACAUAAUGACGACGAGCCUUUUCAGUUCUACGAGAAAUUGACCCUUUUGCACUACCACUAUCUCAACCAGGUCGUUCGAGCAGCUUCAUAUCAUGACCCCGCUGCAUAUUCAAAAGCGCCGCAUCUUCGGCAAUAUCUACACUGGGCGAUGGAGCAGAUUCAGAAAAUGGGAUCCAGUGACAAUUUUCACUUACGCUCUUCGCUCGAGGACUGCAGCACUAAGCCAAAUCAUAUGGAUCAGCUCGAAGACUGGCUGGCGAAUACUAGUCCCCAGGGGAAAGCACAUGUGGUUGUCGCGCGCCACUUGCAGCGGAUCUUCCAUUCCGACAUUGAUCCUCUGGAACUUUUGUUCGCUUCACCUCUUCUUGUGAAUAUGUACGCCGAGUUUGGCCGCCAAAAAAACAUGGUCGCGUUGUCACGGUACCUGCAGCUAUAUUCCCACAAACACCCCGAUGCCGCCUAUAUCGAAAUUGGCACCGGAACUGGCGGCUCAACCACACCGAUCCUGCAGUCGCUCGCGGGUGACGAUGACAACCAAGCCUCCAUGACAGAUGUCUCAUACAGUAGUUUCACAGCCACCGAUAUUUCAGAGACGUUUCUCAAGGCCGCUCGGACACAGCUCGCACGAUUUCCCAAUAUAUACUUCAAAACCCUAGACAUUGAGCGACCAGUGGUGGAUCAAGGGUACACAUCAACUUCAUACGAUGUCGUCGUCGCGGCUAAUGUCCUGCAUGUCGCUAGUGAUCUUCUUAACGUGCUGCAUAAUGUUCAACGUUUGUUGCGGCCAGGGGGAAAGUUGGUUCUGAUAGAGAUUGUUAAGCCGGAUAUUGGCCGAAGCGGAUUCAUCAUGGGCUUGCUUCCUGGCUGGUGGCGCAGCAGCGAGUCAUACCGAACGCAAGGGCCAUGCAUACAAACUAAAACCUGGCACUCACUGUUACAGGCUGCAGGCUUUACAGGUGUUGAUCAUGAGUUUCCGGAUUUUGAUGGUAAUGGCUGUCAUGAAAUCAGCGUGCUAGUUAGUACCAAAACCACCCCAUCAGCACCAAGGGCAAGCGUGGGUUUCCCACCGGUCAAUAUUUUCUCGUGGUCAACUCCCCAGGAGGCGCAGUCCCAUUAUACAAGCACCUUAAACCACCAACUCCUGCAAAUGGGCUUAAGAAGUAAGGUCAUCAAUAUCGCCAAUACCAAACUCUCCGAUACCGACGCGAAUGCGCUCGCUAUCAUUGCAGUUGAUCUCGAAAAGACAAAAUCAUAUCUUGACUUUCCAGACAGCGACAGCUUCAGAAACAUCCAGCGCGUUUUGCGAAACGCCAAAAACAUAGUGUGGUUGACUCGAAACACAGGUGACGGCUCUUCCACCCCUCAAUAUGGCCUGGUGAAUGGGCUUGGGCGGGUUUGCAACACCGAGCUCGAAGGGGUCAAGUUCGUGCUAGUAGGCAUGGAGCUUAGGAAUUGUGAUUUCGCACACCAUAGCCAUCUAUUGGCGCAUGUUAUUCAGCAGAUGCUCACCGACGCGUCCUGCUCAUUUGAAACGGAAUUUGAGGAGCGAGAGGGACUCCUCUACAUCUGUCGGCUUCGUGAAGAUCUUGCUGCGCAGGAGAGAAUCGAUGCGCCUCCUUUGAAGCUAACAACGAAAACACCGGGUAUUCUGGAAAGCUUAUGCUUCACUGAAGACUAUAUGCACUCGACACCCUUGGCAGAAGAUGAGGUUGAGAUUGAAGUCCGGGCUAUCGGGCUCAACUUCAAAGACUGUCUCAUUGCUCUCGGCCGCGUUCCCUCAGAUACCUUGGGUAGUGAAUGCGCUGGUGUUGUGAUCCGUGUUGGGACGGCCUUCCAAGACAAAUUCCGGGUUGGAGAUCGGGUUUGCAUGUCCACAACUGAGACCUUCAAGACUUAUGCCCGGAGCAAGGUGCAGACCGUCUAUCGACUCCUUUCGAGUGUCAGUUUCACGGAGGCGGCGGCAAUUCCGACACAAUUUGGAACAGCUUGGAUGAGUAUAGUGAAUAUUUCUCGCCUUCAAAAGGGCGAAACUAUCUUGAUCCAUGCGGGAGCCGGAGGUAUUGGCCAAGCUUCUAUUCAGAUCAGCCAAUAUGUUGGUGCAGAAGUUUUUGUGACAGUGAGCUCACAGAACAAAAAGCAAACCCUCAUGACCGAAUACCAGAUUCCAGAUGACCACGUCUUUUACAGUCGUGAUACUUCCUUCGCUAUGGGCAUAAAACAUGCUACCAACGGCCGUGGCGUUGAUGUGGUGCUAAACUCAUUAGCCGGAGACAGUCUCCUGGCAUCCUGGGAGAGUCUAGCACCUUUCGGUCGAUUUGUUGAGAUUGGUAAAAAAGACAUCUUGGAAAACGCGAGUUUACCCAUGUUGCCAUUUCAUAAGAGUGUCACAUUUUCAGCUUUUGAUGGAUCCGUUUGGUUGGCUGAAAGGCGCGAUGAAGCCGAGCGUGUCAUCGCAACAAUUAUGGAUCUAUUCGAGAAGAAUAUUUUCCACUGCGCUCGCCCGCUUAACCUGUAUCCCAUUUCUCACAUACAGAAGGCUUUCUCAGAAAUCGCCAAUGGAAAAAAUAGCGGAAAGAUUGUCCUCGAUGUGAGAUCAGAGGCAAUUGUGCCAUCGCCGGCGGACUUGGCGGCAUUGGGCGGUGCAUCGCGCGCUGGAUGGUGGAACGAGGGGCCCGUAACCUCAUCCUACUCUCUCGUUCCGGACCAAGCACGCCUGAAGCUUGCAGCCUACUUGAGUCUCUUCGAGCCGUUGAAUGCAAGAAAUACCUCCCCCCCCAUCCGAGGAUGCAUCCAGGCAGCCAUGGUUCUACAAGACACACUGCUGACCAAAAUGACCCAUUCGCAAUGGACAGAAGCCUUGAAGCCCAAAGCCACUGGCUCCUGGAACUUACACCUCCACCUUCCCGCAGACCUAGACUUCUUUAUCCUCCUCUCCUCAGUCUCGGGAAUUGUGGGCCAACGCGGGCAAUCCAACUACGCUGCCGGGAACACCUUUCAAGACAGUCUUGCACGAUACCGCAUUCACCAUGGCCAGACAGCUACGGCGAUCGACCUGGGUGCAAUGGUCGAUGAUGGCUUUAUUGCUGAGAACCCGGGUGUACGCGACCGACUUCUUGCGUCCGGCACCAUGUUUCCCAUUACAAGAGACAAGUUUCUCGCUAUCUUAGACUACUAUUGUGAUCCUGCGGUGGCUCGCCGCCUGACUGUUGAGACGGCGCAGGUCAUCUUUGGGAUCAAAACGCCUGCGGCGAUGCAUGCGAGCGAGCUGGGUGACGAACCGGAGUGGCUGAGCAGACCGGUAUUCCGCUUCUUGCAACGAGCUUCGCCGAAUAUUACCGAGCGAGACAACGAACAAUCACGCAGCAGCGAGAGUUGGAGAAGCAGAGAAGAGAGUUUUAGAGCGGAGUUCUUGGUUUCGGGGUCGCUUGAGGGGGCUGGUGACGUCGUUGCCAGGGCACUUGUUGCGAAAGUGGCGAGGAGUCUAUCUGGAGUUUUGGAGGAAGAUAUGAAUAUGGACAGGCCAAUUCUUGGUUUAGGAGUAGAUUCGUUGCUGGCAGUCGAGAUUCGGAGUUGGAUUUCGAAGAUCUUUCAGGCGGAUGUAUCGACCUUUGAGGUCCUUGGAGGGGCUAGCUUUGUGGCAGUUGGGAGGAUGGCUGCGGGUAGAAGUUCCCUGGAGGCAAGCAGGAAGCUCAGUGUUUAG